Messenger RNA from Ipomoea nil (Japanese morning glory), 2057 nucleotides. RefSeq names its product pentatricopeptide repeat-containing protein At1g77360, mitochondrial. Gene Ontology annotation, molecular function: protein binding. The coding region runs from base 315 to 1757 and encodes 480 amino acids. The transcript has 2 exons. NCBI's taxonomy places the organism in Eukaryota, Viridiplantae, Streptophyta, Magnoliopsida, Solanales, Convolvulaceae. The record is from RefSeq and is a predicted model, not a curated record.
GUUCAAAAAUUACUUUAUGACUUAACUUGAUACAGUAAAAAGGCUACUGGUUACUGCAAUGCUGCUUGGUGGGAAGAGCUCUCAAUCUUCCUGCGUCUAAAUCAAGGGCGCAUUCUCCGUUUUGUUUUCAUCAAUCAACGUUCAGCUCAAGGCAAAUGGUCAAUGCCCAAAAGAAAGAGAACAGAGACAAUGCACUGCUGCAUUGCAUUUAGAUUAUUUAUUUGGGUUCGAUAAGUUCAUAGAUAAGCUUCUUUGUUUAGUUACUAGUGCCAAAUUCACUGGGUACAUUGGUGGGCUGAAUUUUCUUUAUCAAAAUGAUUGUAUUACGUUGCUGCACCUAUAGAUCAAGUCUCAGAUGGAUGACAUUGACCAGAAUGUACUGUUCCAAAGACACAAUGGUACCUAUGUUUGAUCCCACAAAAAAGGUUUGUGAUAUUUUGAUGUCUUGCCCGAAAUCAGGGCUUGAUACUGAGCUUGAUCAGAGUGGGAUUAGGCCUUCACCUGAGCUAGUUGAAGAAGUACUUAAAAGAUUUGAGAAUGCCGGAAUGCUGGCACACCGUUUCUUCGAAUGGGCUGGCAGACAACAUAAUUAUGAGCAUAGUGUUAUAGCUUAUCACACCAUGAUUGAAUCCCUAGCCAAGAUAAGGCAGUAUCAGGUCAUGUGGGAUCUUGUGAACGGCAUGAAAGGAAAGGGUAUGCUAAAUAUUGAGACAUUCUGCAUAAUCAUGAGGAAGUAUACGAGGGCCCAAAAGGUGGAAGAGGCAGUGUACACGUUCAAUGUCAUGAAGAAAUACGAUGUUCCUCCCAAUCUCGCAGCUUUCAAUGGAUUGUUAAGUGCUCUAUGCAAAUCAAAAAAUGUACGAAAAGCUCAAGAGAUUUUCGAUAGCAUGAAAAAUCAAUUCAUUCCUGAUGCAAAAACAUAUAGCAUAUUGCUCGAGGGGUGGGGAAGAGAUCCCAAUCUUCCUAAGGCCAGGGAAAUAUACCGAAAAAUGAUUGAAGUGGGUUGUAACCCUGAUAUAGUGACAUAUGGUAUUAUGGUUGAUAUCCUUUGCAAGGCGGGUAGGGUUGAUGAAGCUGUUGAAAUAGUCAAGGAGAUGGAGUAUGAGGGAUGUAGGCCUACAUCCUUCAUUUAUAGUGUCUUAAUCCAUACAUACGGGAUAGAUAACCGUAUUGAAGAUGCAAUUGAUACAUUCCAUGAAAUGCAAAGAAGUGGAGUUCAUGCUGACGUAGCUGUCUAUAAUUCUCUAAUAAGUGCUUUCUGUAAAGUGAACAAGUACGAAAAUGCUUAUAGGGUAGUGAAAGAGAUGGACCGCAAAGGGGUUACCCCAAACUCAAGGACGUGUAAUAUAAUUUUGAGCAGCUUAAUUGGUCGAGGUGAGACCGAUGAGGCUUUCGUAAUUUUCUGCAAGAUGAUCAAGAUAUGUGAACCUGAUGCAGACACUUAUACUAUGAUGAUAAAAAUGUUCUGUUCGAGCAAGGAGCUUCUAAAGGCUCGUAAAAUAUGGAAGCUUAUGAAACAGAAGCAAUUUCUCCCAAGCAUGCACACGUUUUCUGUGCUUAUUAGUGGGUUGUGUGACGAUGGUGAUACCCGCAGGGCAUGCCAAUUGAUGGAAGAGAUGAUUGAGAAAGGAAUUCGCCCUGAUAGGGAAACAUUUGGAAAGUUAAGACAACUACUCUUGAAGGAAGACAGAAAGGAUGUACUCGAAUUUCUUCACGAGAAAAUGAAUCUGCUUGUGAAGGAGCCUUUAUGUGACUGAAAAACGUUCUGAUGAUAACUUUGAAUAUCAGGAUGAGAAUACCCCUCGAGAAACAACGAAGAAUCCAAUUCAGAAAAUGGAGCCAUAAACCUUGACGUCUGAAAUCCACAGACCGAUGCUUUUUCAGUGAAUUCAGUGGUUUGGUUGUGCUCAAGCCCCGCACUUUCUACCUACAAAUUUUCCAAUAUGAAUGCAUAAACUACAUGAACGUCGCACCAUAAGAGAAGAAGAAGGAAGCGUUGCACAAGUGUAUCCUGUUUCCGUUGCAACUGGCAGCUUCUUAGCUUCAAGAAAUCAUCC